CUGCACACAACGGCAUGAGACUCCCUUCCACUGGAAGCCUUAUUUUGCACCCUCCUAUUCCUUAUUAAAACCCCUCCCUCUCUCUCUUCCACAGAAACCCAAACACAGCCCCAUUUCUCUCUCCUCUGCCGGUAAAUAUAUGGCCAGCAAGCUUAAAGUGGAUGAACUCCGAACACAACUCGCCCAACGUGGACUCAGCACCACCGGGACCAAACCCACACUGGUUCAAAGACUCGAAUCAGCUAUUAUAGAUGGAAAACAAUCGAUUGAUUCAAUUGAUGGUUCGAGUAAUAAGAAAAGGCAAAGGGAUUCUGAGAAUGGGGAUUCUAAUGGGUCAGAGAAGAUUAAGGCCAUUGACAAGUUUCGACACAUGGGUAUCAAAGAAUUACGAGAACAAGCCAAGAUGAGAGGAAUUUCAACAACUGGGUCCAAGAAAGAACUUCUUGAGAGACUCUGUACUGAUUCAGAGGAGAACUCCAACGGCAUUCUUGGAGGCAGGGAAGAAGAAGCAGAUGCAAAGGAAAUCAAAGAGGAGAAACUGGUCACUGCCACCAAGAAAGGUGGGGCCGUAUUGGAUAAUUGCCUUCCGGAUGACAUUAAGGCCCAUUACCAUGUCCUGCAACUGCAAGAUGAGAUUUAUGAUGCCAUGUUGAACCAAACCAACGUUGGGGAGAACAAUAACAAGUUCUACGUCAUUCAAGUUCUAGAAUCUGAUGAUGGUGGAAGAUUCAUGGUUUACAGUAGAUGGGGCAGAGUUGGUGUAAAGGGCCAAAAUAAGUUACAAGGCCCCUACACAUCACAACAUGAUGCCCUUAUGGAGUUUGAACAGAAGUUCUAUGCUAAGACCAGGAACAAUUGGUCAAAUCGUAAAGAGUUCAUUUGUUAUCCAAAGAGCUACACUUGGUUGGAAAUGGACUAUGAUGAAACGGGAAAAGAAACAUCCAUUCAAGGAAACUCUAAAUCACUAAUGGCAAUUCAACCUAAGGAGACAAAGCUGGAGGCCAGCAUUGCAAAGUUCAUCUCUCUUAUUUGCAAUGUCAGCAUGAUGAAGCAACAAAUGAUGGAAAUAGGGUACAAUGCUGAAAAGUUGCCACUUGGUAAGCUGAGCAAGUCGACAAUUUUAAAGGGCUAUGAUGUCUUGAAAAGGAUUGCUGAUGUGAUUGCUCAGCCGGAUAGGAAAAAACUUGAGCAAUUAAGUGGAGAAUUCUACACUGUUAUUCCUCAUGACUUUGGUUUUAACAAAAUGCGUGAGUUUGUGAUUGACACCCCACAAAAGUUGAAAUGCAAACUGGAAAUGGUUGAAGCCCUGGGUGAAAUUGAGGUUGCAACAAAGUUGUUGGAGGACGCUGUUGGUAUGCAGGAGGAUCCCUUGUAUUCUCAUUAUCAACGCCUUCACUGUGAAUUGAUUCCGCUUGAUGCUGAUUCUGAGGAAUUUUUUACGCUUGCUAGGUAUAUGAAGAACACUCAUGCAAAGACACAUUCAAGUUAUACAGUGGAUAUAGCUCAAAUAUUUAGGGUGUCGAGAGAGGGUGAAGAUGAACGUUUCAAGAAGUUCUUGAAUACCAAAAAUAGGAUGCUUUUGUGGCAUGGUUCUCGACUCACAAACUGGACUGGAAUACUCUCCCAAGGUUUGCGCAUUGCUCCUCCAGAAGCACCUGUAACAGGUUACAUGUUUGGAAAGGGUGUUUAUUUUGCUGAUAUGUUCUCCAAAAGUGCAAAUUAUUGCUACUCAACUCCUACUGCUUCAGCUGGUGUGCUGCUUUUAUGUGAGGUUGCGCUGGGUGACAUGGCCGAGUUGGUGACUGCAGACUAUAGCGCUGACAAGUUGCCAGAAGGGAAGCUAAGCACUAAAGGAGUUGGUUCAACAGCCCCAGAUUUUUUGGAGGUUCAAACACUUGAAGAUGGUGUUGUUGUUCCCCUAGGAAAGCCAAAAAAGCAACGGUGCCCCAAGGGUUCUUUACUGUACAACGAGUACAUAGUUUACAACGUGGAUCAGAUUAGGAUGCGCUACAUCAUUCAAGUUAAUUUUAAUUUCAAGAGAUAACCACCACGAAGAUGUAAUUUUUCAUUUUUUUUAUUUAUGUUGCUGGUUUAUGGUCCCUGUUUUGUAGUUGGGAAGCUGAGUAAUUACUACACAAACCAUGUAAAUAGUACUAUCCAGAAAAUGUAAGUUAUUGGCAAACAGUUCCAGUCUGCAUGAAUAUAUGUUGCAUUUGGGUUUCAGAUUUUGAUGUUUGUAUCUUUUAGCCUUGAUGGGUGAUUCACAGAGCACAAUAUUAUCUUG
This is a messenger RNA of Ilex paraguariensis (yerba mate), 2284 nucleotides long. Lineage: Eukaryota; Viridiplantae; Streptophyta; Magnoliopsida; Aquifoliales; Aquifoliaceae. The record is from the annotation of a GenBank genome assembly.